Molecule: messenger RNA, 1049 nt
Organism: Arabidopsis arenosa
Lineage: Eukaryota; Viridiplantae; Streptophyta; Magnoliopsida; Brassicales; Brassicaceae
Source: the annotation of a GenBank genome assembly
CAAAAAACAUCAUGUCUUUAACAGAAAACUUUCAAAAGUUGGGGACUUUUUAUGAAAUUUCUCUAUAGACGGAAGCAGAACCAAAAGCCCUAAUCCCUAACUGGCCGUGUCCGUUAAGUCCUCUCUUUUCCGAAGGAUCUGACUUUAUCCCGGGACUCCGACGCCGAACCUCAAAUGGAAAAAGAAGAUGAGCUUCAGAACUUAAACGGCCAAGUUUCAGCACCACGAGACGGAGAUGUAGAAGAUGACGAUCCACUAGUGUUGAGCUCUCAAGCAUUGGCGGCGCUCCAGGAAUUUCUAGCCGACCAGAAUAAGGCUGUUGCGAGCACGCCACCGGCGUCUUCCAUCGCCGGAGAAGAGGCUUCGGAUAAAGUGGAGCUGGUUACGGAGGAUUGGAGACUCAGCCAGUUCUGGUAUGAACCUGAAACUGCAGAGACUGUAGCAGAGGAAGUGGUCACUCUCUCUAGUAGAUUCUCAGGCUGCAGAGUCGCUUGCAUUGCUUGCCCUACUCUCUACGUUUAUCUCAAGAAAAAAGAUCCGAGUCUUGAGGUGCAAUUGCUUGAGUACGAUAUGAGAUUCGAGAGAUAUGGAAAUGAGUUCACUUUCUAUGAUUACAACGAACCAGAAGAUCUGCCGCUUCAGCUGAAACAUUGCUUCCAUAUAAUCGUUGCAGAUCCUCCCUACUUGAGUAGGGAAUGCCUGGAAAGAGUUAGUCAAACAAUUUCAUUCCUCGCAAGCCCAGUAGAUUCAUUGUUGCUUCUUCUCACAGGAGAGGUGCAGAGAGAACAUGCAGCUGAGCUAUUGGGUGUUCGUCCUUGUGUGUUUAAGCCUCAUCACUCUAGCAAACUCGGAAAUGAGUUUCGACUGUUCAUAAGUUAUGAUCCCGGUACCAGAUUAGGAGGCUUGGAAGAAGGCAGCUAGUUUUGAGUUGUCCAUCUUUGUUGACUUACAUGUAAGUUACUUGUCUAAAGUCUUUGACUGUUCUUUAGUAAACCAUUGAUGGUUCUUUUAUCCUUGUGAUCACAAGAGAAGAAACAAUGUGAUUUCUU